GAAAUCAUAUAUGAGCAUCUCCUUUACAAUCAAUGGAAAAUAAGUUCAAUCAAAACCCAAUGAUACAUUUGAGGACAUUUUUGAUGAAUAUGUUAAAGUUAAAGGGUGAAAUUUUUUUAAAUAAAAUAUGGAGAAUAAAUGAUCAACAAAAACUGAUUUAAAAAAGCAUAAAGAUAACUCAAAUCCUUAAAGGAGGUGAUAAAGUUGAUUGCUUAGACAAAAAUAGUGUUCCAAGUACCUUUUCAUCUACCAAUCAAAUUGAUAAUCAAAGAAGAUUUAUACCCCUUUAACCACCAAUUUAACCCAUCGAUUUUUUAUAACAGCCAAGUAAUCAACCAAUAAAUCCAUUAGUGAAAUAACCAAAUAAAAUAAAUUAAUAAUCUUAAACUCCACCUAAAGUACCCACUUAAAAUUAACAAAAGCCAAAUAGUCUUCAAGAUGUCUUAAAAGAUUAAGCAAAUAAAAUGUUAGUAAAUAAGAUGGCCAUCAAAAGAUAAGAAAUUAAUGAUACAAGCGGUAACAAAGAGACAGCUGUUAAAACUAUAAAAUAGUUUAAGGUCUAAAUUAAAGAAUACGGAAAAAUUGUCACAUUAGAAUCAGAAGAUGGAUCAUUCAAAGCUACAUUUUUAGAAGAAAAUGCUUCAGAAGCCGAACAAGAUAAUAUUGUCUUAUCUUAACAUGAUAUUAUUUAGAAUCCAGAAACAUAACUUAAAUUAGCUAUGGGAAGGAAUCCAUCAUAAUCAACUAAAGUUCUUUUCUUAUCAGGUUAUAAAGGAAUUGCUAUCAAAUGGGUAACUGGACUCUAAACUAAGUUUUAAUUCUGGCUUGAUGAAUGAAUAAUCAUUAAUUAAUAUUAAAAUAUUAUAUUAAGACAACCUCUUAAAA
This is a messenger RNA of Paramecium tetraurelia, 885 nucleotides long. RefSeq lists its product as uncharacterized. The record is from RefSeq and is a predicted model, not a curated record. NCBI's taxonomy places the organism in Eukaryota, Ciliophora, Oligohymenophorea, Peniculida, Parameciidae. The transcript is spliced from 4 exons.